AUGGCGGAUACACAAAAGGAUUGGAGGAGGGAUGAACACGACGAGGAUGAUGAAGCAGAGCAGGAGCUCGAUGAGGCUGGCCUCAAGGCGCAGAAAGAUGCAAUUAUCCUGGCCAUUGAAGUCAGUCCGUCGAUGCUUGAGCCUCCGCCAGUCUCCGGCUCUAGAAAAGCUGAUCGGGACAGCCCCGUUCAAGCUGCGCUGAAAUGCGCCCGCCAUCUGAUGGAGCAGCGCAUCAUCUCCAAUCCCAAGGACAUGAUGGGAAUCCUCCUCUUUGGCACAGAGAAGACCAAGUUUCGGGAAGACAAUGGCCGUAGUGGGCUUGGAUACCCGAACUGCUACCUCUUUAUGGACCUGGACAUUCCGGCUGCUGAGGACGUCAAAGCGUUGAAGGCGCUGACUGAGGAUGAAGACGAAGACGAAGUGCUGAAGCCAGCCACCACUGAUACAGUUUCCAUGUCAAACGUGCUGUUUUGCGCCAACCAGAUAUUCACCACAAAGGCAGCCAACUUUGGUAGCCGCCGGCUAUUCAUUGUCACGGACAAUGAUGACCCGCACGCGUCGGACAAGGCGGCGAGGUCUGCUGCUGCUGUUCGAGCAAAGGACCUGUACGAUUUGGGCAUUACGAUUGACUUGUUCCCAAUCACCACAGGUGACUCCAAGUUUGAUCUCACCAAAUUCUAUGAUGACAUUGUCUAUCGCGACCCGAAUGCCGAGGCCAAUCGCACCGAAGUGCGGACCUCUAAAUCGGGCGAUGGAUUGUCUCUCCUCAACUCACUCAUUUCAAACAUUAAUUCUAAGCAGACGCCGAAGCGGGCAUUAUUUCAUCUGCCAUUCGAAAUUGCGCCUGGACUCCGGAUAACCGUCAAGGGCUACAACAUUGUGCAUCGGCAAACGCCGGCGAGGACGUGCUACAUCUGGCUUGACGGAGAAAAAGCUCAGAUUGCGACAGGCGAAACGACAAGAGUCGCAGAGGAUUCGGCCAGAACGGUCGAGAAACAAGAGAUCAAGAAGGCCUACAAGUUUGGUGGCGAAUAUGUAUACUUUACGCCCGAGGAGCAGAAGAAGCUCCGGGAUUUUGGGGCGCCCACGAUCCGGAUCAUCGGUUUCAAGAAGCGCAGCAAUAUUCCUGUCUGGGCAAGCGUCAAGAAGUCGACCUUUAUCUUUCCAAGCGAAGAGGACUACAUCGGAUCGACCCGCGUGUUUUCAGCCCUUUGGCAGAAGCUCCUGAAGGACGACAAGAUUGGCCUCGCUUGGUGCGUGCUUCGAUCCAACGCACAGCCCAUGUUUGCCGCUCUGAUCCCAUCAAGAGAGCAAUCUGAGGACGAUGCCGGAACGCCAUACCUGCCAGCUGGCCUGUGGCUGUAUCCUCUCCCCACCGCCGACGACCUGCGAGACAUCAGCGUCGAACGAAAGCUAGACUGCUCAGAGGAUCUCAAGACCAAAAUGAGGGUGAUUGUUCAACAGCUCAAUCUUCCCAAGGGCGUAUAUAACCCACUCAAGUACCCGAACCCGGCUCUUCAAUGGCACUAUAAGAUCCUUCAGACCCUCGCCUUGGAAGAGGAGAUGCCGGAGGAGCCCGAAGACUUGACGGAGCCUAAAAGCAAAGCAAUAAGCAAGCGGGCCGGAGGUUAUCUGGAGGAAUGGUCCGAGACGUUGAGAGAUGAGGCGGAAAGGGCCACUCGAUCCAGGUCCUUGAAACGAGAGAUUGAAGAUGAUGCCCCAGAGCGCCCCGCAAAGCAGAGAAAGGCAGCCGCAGAGAAGCCCAGCGGGUCGACUUUCAGCAUGGCGCAACUCAGGGAUGCCAUUGAGAACGGGAGCAUCUCGAAGAUGACAGUGGUACAGCUCAAGGACGUUGCCGGCGCCAGGGGGCUCAGCACAAGUGGUAAGAAGGCUGACUUGUUGGAACGGAUAGAGCAAUGGGUUGAGGAGAACAGCUGAGGAGAUG
This is a messenger RNA of Trichoderma citrinoviride, 1945 nucleotides long. RefSeq names its product Ku DNA-binding complex, Ku70 subunit. Gene Ontology annotation, biological process: cellular response to X-ray; double-strand break repair via nonhomologous end joining; cellular response to gamma radiation. The record is from RefSeq and is a predicted model, not a curated record. The coding region runs from base 1 to 1938 and encodes 645 amino acids. NCBI's taxonomy places the organism in Eukaryota, Fungi, Ascomycota, Sordariomycetes, Hypocreales, Hypocreaceae. Gene Ontology annotation, molecular function: telomeric repeat DNA binding; damaged DNA binding; double-stranded DNA binding. Gene Ontology annotation, cellular component: nucleus; Ku70:Ku80 complex. The transcript is spliced from 3 exons.